UGAAUUGAAAAUAUUAAUAUUAUUAUUUAUUUAUUCCCUUAUCAUUGUCCCUCGAUUUGUUGUUUAUAAACAUUGAAUAUUCAUCAUUCGCGGUUUUUUGAUUUGUGACACAAUUUGAGAGUUAAAAGCUGUCAACUGACGGCCUACGACAAACGUCAACAGCAAUAUGGAUUUCGAGGAAUCGUUCAUGAACGCUCAAGAUUUCGACAAUCUUGUUCAAGUGGAACAAGCGCAGGAGAUGAAUGAGAGCACCACGACGACGACUCCGCCUCCGGUAGCCAACAAACGGGGACGUAAGCCCGGAAAGAAGUCUAGCGAAAAAGUGGACAUCAGAGCCAAACUAGAGAGGAGCCGGCAGAGCGCUCGGGAAUGUAGGGCCAGAAAAAAAUUACGGUACCAGUACUUAGAGGAGUUGGUUACAGACCGUGAAAAGGCGGUUAUAUCGUUGAGACAGGAACUGGAUAAAUACAGGACAUGGUGCAUCGAGGUCGACGAAGGCAGGAUUCCAGAAGGUCUCCCAGGACUCUUGGAUGAAUUGGGUGCUGUAAAACAAGAGUCUGCAGGUGGUGUACUUAUCAUGUAAUGUUAUAUUAUUAUUUUUAUGUUUGUGCCAUUGUUUCCAUUGCAUAUUAUGGGAUUGUUUAUUUCUUUUUCUAAAAGCUUUUCAAUUAACUAUGUUAAAAUGUUUGAUAUUACAUGUAUAU
This is a messenger RNA of Melanaphis sacchari, 704 nucleotides long. RefSeq names its product cAMP-responsive element-binding protein-like 2 (gene REPTOR-BP). Gene Ontology annotation, biological process: regulation of DNA-templated transcription. Gene Ontology annotation, cellular component: nucleus. The coding region runs from base 167 to 583 and encodes 138 amino acids. The record is from RefSeq and is a predicted model, not a curated record. Gene Ontology annotation, molecular function: DNA-binding transcription factor activity. The transcript is spliced from 4 exons. Lineage: Eukaryota; Metazoa; Arthropoda; Insecta; Hemiptera; Aphididae.